CUUUUAUUCAUCAAAACAGCACCGCCAUUAAUUCCAACUUUUAGCCUCCUUUUGCCCCCACCAACCCGGGAAAACUUCUUCUUUCUUCUUCAUUCCUAGAAGUUUCCCGGGUCGACCCGUAUUCCUAUUUGCACCCCUCUUUCAAUUUUGCUGGUAUAUAUAAUAAAUAUAUAUAUUUAGUGGUUGCAUUAAUAUCCCUUUUUUGAAUUUGAGUUAUUGAAAUCUUCAAUGAUGACUCUUCUCUUCAGAUAGUUGUUGUGGUCAUUGGGGGAGAUGGAAGAACCGGGGCAGCUUAAAAGAGCUUUUAUAGAUGCUACUGCUGGUGCGAUUUCUGGUGGUAUAUCCAGGACUGUAACAUCACCUCUCGAUGUUAUUAAAAUCAGAUUCCAGGUUCAACUGGAACCCACUACUCAGUGGGCCUUGCUUGGGAGAACUGUAUAUGGCAAUUCAAAAUAUACAGGGAUGCUGCAAGCCAGUAAAGAUAUACUCAGAGAAGAAGGUUUACCGGGAUUUUGGCGGGGUAAUGUUCCUGCUUUACUGAUGGUUAUGCCAUAUACUGCAAUACAAUUUGCAGUGUUGCACAAAUUGAAAACUUUUGCUAGUGGCUCUUCAAAGUCAGAGGAUCAUGUUAACUUGAGCCCUUAUCUUUCUUACAUCAGUGGAGCAUUAGCAGGCUGUGCUGCUACCGUUGGUUCUUACCCGUUUGAUCUUUUGAGAACCAUUUUAGCUUCUCAAGGAGAGCCAAAGGUUUAUCCAAACAUGAGGGCUGCAUUUGUUGAUAUAUUCAGAACUCGUGGCAUUCGAGGAGUGUAUUCUGGAUUGACACCUACUCUUGUUGAGAUUGUUCCUUAUGCUGGUUUGCAAUUUGGAACUUAUGAUACAUUCAAACGCUGGAUGAUGGCCUGGAAUCUUAGAUCUUAUAAUGCUAUCCAUGGUGAUGAACAUCUGUCAAGCUUCCAACUUUUUAUCUGCGGUUUAGCUGCUGGGACAUGUGCGAAAGCCGUCUGUCAUCCUCUCGAUGUUGUAAAGAAGAGGUUCCAGAUUGAAGGACUACAAAGACAUCCAAGGUAUGGAGCUCGACUGGAGCCUCGUGCCUAUAGGAAUAUGUAUGAUGGCCUCCGGAGGAUCUUGAUCGAGGAGGGUUGGGCCGGACUUUACAAAGGGAUUGUCCCCUCAAUUGUUAAAGCUGCACCUGCAGGUGCUGUAACAUUUGUUGCUUACGAGUAUACAUCAGACUGGUUAGAGUCCACAUUGACUUGAAACUGCAGAGCAGUCUUUCUUACUUCCUCCUCCUUGGCGGUGGCAACUGGAGAGGGCUGAUAAUUUUGAGCUUUUGUUUAUUUUUUGUCAUUCUUUUUCUCCCUGUAUUUUAAGAAGCCCCAAAUGAAGUAAAGAAUGGGGCAGUGUUUGUAUUGUGUUCAAAUUGACCGGCUAGUUUCAGGCCAUAAGUUUACACAUCUUGUAAGAAAGGGAGUAUUAUAGGUUUCAUUCGGUUGGAUGGCUCUCUUUUUGUCUGUACAAGACGCUGAGCUCCCUUUAUGGUGAUCAGACUUUUUCAUGCCUUU
This is a messenger RNA of Lycium ferocissimum, 1565 nucleotides long. Its product is annotated as mitochondrial thiamine diphosphate carrier 2-like. NCBI's taxonomy places the organism in Eukaryota, Viridiplantae, Streptophyta, Magnoliopsida, Solanales, Solanaceae. Gene Ontology annotation, cellular component: mitochondrial inner membrane. Gene Ontology annotation, molecular function: thiamine transmembrane transporter activity. The transcript has 8 exons. Gene Ontology annotation, biological process: thiamine pyrophosphate transmembrane transport. The record is from RefSeq and is a predicted model, not a curated record. Bases 274 to 1260 code for a protein of 328 amino acids.